This is a messenger RNA of Penicillium malachiteum, 3204 nucleotides long. Its product is annotated as tyrosine protein kinase SWE1. The record is from RefSeq and is a predicted model, not a curated record. Gene Ontology annotation, molecular function: ATP binding; protein kinase activity. Gene Ontology annotation, biological process: protein phosphorylation. The transcript has a single exon. NCBI's taxonomy places the organism in Eukaryota, Fungi, Ascomycota, Eurotiomycetes, Eurotiales, Aspergillaceae. Bases 1 to 3204 code for a protein of 1067 amino acids.
AUGGUUGCAACCUUUUCACCGCACCGGGAUUCUGGUGGUACCCUACAUCUGUCUUCGCACUCAGGGAUUCACCAUGUUGAUGCUAGCUCUGCAAUCAGGCAGCUAAGGCGGUCGUUAUCGCGUUCGCCUUCGAAGAGCUCUAACUUCUUCCUUCACCCCCGCACUCAGUCACCAUCUAAAACCACCACUCCAUACAUUUCGUCUCCUCUGUCGCCCUCGAGGCGAUCUCAUCAUAACUUUGUGCUUUUUCCAUCUCAGCAAUCUCCUUUGGCUGUUCCAUAUCCACCAAGUGCGAAAAUUAGCCGACCGGCCAUGCGACGACGCACUUCACCGCGUAGCCCUGCGAAACGCGCUUUGACUUUGUCAACAGACAGUGGCAACGCGACUCCAACACAACCUAUCGCCAUGCCCCCAGGCGAAGAAAAUGAUCUAACUCUGGAUGACCUGAAUGAUCCUAUUGAAAGCACGACUCCAGAAAGUCCUUUUUUUCUCAACACACCAUCAGCGCCAAUAGCUGAAACUAGUUUUACACCGCGUCCCACUACGUCGCGUAUUGAAAAGCGACGAAGUGGCACAUUUGGUUCAUUCGCUACUGUCAGUCCCUUAAAACGAAGUGACGGUAUCAUGAAUCUGGACCAAGCCUCGCGAGGAAGCCCCUCUGCGAAACGACGGAGUGUGCAUACACCAACCUUUACGACCGAUUUCAGUAUUUUCGAUAAUGAUCAUGCUAGUGCGCCUGCAAGCCCAUCCACUCAUGAACUACCUGGCAGCGGAACUCCCAUUCAGCCUUUCAGUCCAUUUGCCACUAUUCCAAAGCGAUCAUCUUCACUUAGGCGAUCUACCUUGCAGCAGCGUCAGAGUGAUCGCCCUUUGUUUGGGCGACCACGUGCCGCUGGUGACAAUGAUGCACCACCUGGUACUCCCCUGGCUGUGCGACCGCGUAUGUCCUUUGAAAGCAGUCUUUUUGAUGCAAGUCAAGGUCAAGAAAACAUAUUCUCUCCCCGUCCACCUCCAGCUAGUCCUCUCUUCUCUCCUUCCGCCGUUCCUGCUCCAGUGGCCCCUACAUCAUUCACUACUCAACCUCCACGACCGGCUGCGCAUCCUCUUUCUCGCACAAUCACUCAGUCUUCUUCGGGCUCAAGUCUCGAUGACUCUCCCACUCAUGAGCCAGUUCACAAGCCUGAGCGAGCGCGACCGAUCUUUAACUUUUCUAAGUCGCUCCCUGCAGGUGCUACUCGGCCUGCGCCUGUGCGUCGCGUCACUCGGGAAGAGUCAACAUCCGGGGAAUCAUUUGCUACGCCUGAAAACUACAAGCUAGUAAAGCCUCUGCCAGCUGCAUUUAUGUCAACUGGCUUGAUCUCUAAGAAGAAUCGCAAUGCUGAGGAGCCUGCCGGAUUUAACAAGAAUAUGCCUGACACUCCAUGUAAGCGACCGGUGAAUUUGUUCACAUCUGGACUCAAUCCCCCGAUGGAUAAGGCUCGGCCUUUCGCAGAGACAGAGUCAGCUUCUCAAUCCCCAUUCAACCCACCUCACUCUGCCGUACGUCCAAAACCUGGGCCUUUCGCACGCGGCAUGGGCAUCUUUGGCAAUUCUUUCAACCGACCUGAGGCCUCCCGUCGAGGCAGCUUCGUGAGUGUAGAUGGAGAUGAUAUGCAAGCGUCACCAUCCUCGCGACAUGAUAGUCAGCCCUUGGCAGAUUCCGAUUUUCCUCCAACACCAACUAAACAAACAUUCCUUCCCUCCCGCACUUACCCUCCAGCCACCUCUCAGAUUGGUCCUCUCGAGCGCCUCUCAGAAAGCAGAGGCUCUGCCAGCUCUACGCCUUUGCGCGAGCGAUUCCUUCAAGCUUCACCCCACACUCCUCGUGACCAAUUCUUCCCACCAGAUCCCAGUGGUCUGUCUAUUUCUGUCCCCAACGAUCAUUCACUCCAUCCUGAUAAUGGCAGUCUGAAUCUGCCUGCUACCCCGACUGGACCUCGUGAUUCAUUACUUUCUAGCAAGCGACCCAGUCUCCAACUUAGUGGAUUCCACACUCCAGAUGUGGAUCCUAGUCUAACUACACGAUUUGACAAAGUUGAGCUUAUCGGUACUGGAGAAUUUUCUCAGGUCUACAGAGUUGCGCAACCCCAUGAUGCUUCCCUUCACUCAAUGUUCUCUCUGUCAUCGAGCGGUCCCAAGUCACCCACUACUCUGCCACAUCAGGUAUGGGCAGUCAAGAAGAGCAAGCACCCUUACCUGGGUCUUAAAGACCGUGAGCGCCGCAUCCGCGAAGUGGAUGUGCUCAAGACCCUUGUGAAUUGUGACCACAUUGUUUCUUUCAUGGACAGCUGGGAAGAUAACGGCCAUCUGUACAUCCAAACCGAGUUCUGUGAGGAGGGCAGUUUGGACGUAUUCCUGGCCCAGGCUGGCCUCAAGGCCCGACUCGACGAUUUUCGUAUUUGGAAGAUCCUCCUUGAAAUGACCUUGGGUUUGAAGCAAAUUCAUGAUGAAGGGUUCAUUCACCUGGAUUUGAAGCCUGCCAACAUUCUGGUGACAUUUGAAGGUGUUUUGAAGAUUGGUGACUUCGGUAUGGCUGCUCGUUGGCCCGCGGAGGAUGGUAUCGAAGGCGAGGGUGAUCGAGAGUACAUUGGUCCUGAAAUUCUUAUGGGCCGGUUCGAUAAACCUGCCGAUAUCUUCUCCCUGGGUCUAAUCAUCUUUGAAAUCGCUGGCAAUGUGGAACUGCCAGACAAUGGAGUAUCUUGGCAGAAGUUGCGAAACGGCGAUAUGAGCGAUGUUCCCAGUUUGACCUGGAGCUCUGAAACCAACAUUUUCCGCGAUGCCACCGGCAAUCCUCUUAUCGGUGGCUCUUCUUUCGAGGAGCUUUGCGCUUCUGACUUGGGUGACGAUGACUUUGGUGACGCUUUCCUCACCAGCCGCAAGCUCAAUGAAACCCAGCCAGACCAGACUCAGGUUGCCCGAAGUGGUGAACUUGUUGACCCACCGGUCUUUAUGGUCGACGCCAACCAUGCGCAAGCCUUGGACAAGAUUGUUCGCUGGAUGAUUUCACCAGAGCCCCUUGAUCGACCCACAGCCGAUGAUAUUCUGGGCACUUAUGGUGUCGAAUUUGUCAACCGACGUCGCCGUGCUGGAGCCACUGUGUUUGAGGGCAACUGGGGCCCUGCUGAUGAGAUUUUGGCUGAAGAUGCUGAAAUGAUCGAUGUGUAA